Messenger RNA from Neltuma alba, 1274 nucleotides. Its product is annotated as protein arginine N-methyltransferase 2-like. Gene Ontology annotation, molecular function: protein-arginine N-methyltransferase activity; protein binding. The record is from RefSeq and is a predicted model, not a curated record. Gene Ontology annotation, cellular component: nucleus; cytoplasm. The coding region runs from base 9 to 1076 and encodes 355 amino acids. Lineage: Eukaryota; Viridiplantae; Streptophyta; Magnoliopsida; Fabales; Fabaceae. The transcript is spliced from 3 exons.
GCGUAAUUAUGAGAAACUUAGCUCGAAUUGCCGGUACCUGCGUCUUGAGGCAAGGUUUUCGGCCGCAGGCUACUGAAUUAGAGAACAAAGACAUGAAUGAAGGAGAGCAGCUAUGCGAGGCCGCGAAGAACGGCGACUCCGACAAGGUGAGAGCUCUUAUAAAAUCCGCAGCCGAUGUUACCUAUUUCGAUGCCGAUGGUCUUUCUCCUCUGAUGCACGCGGCUAAACUUGGCCACGCCGAGGUGCUGAAGAUCCUCCUCUCUGCUGGCGCCCCCUGGAACGCUCUUUCUCCUUCAAGCCUCUCUGCUGGCGAUUUCGCUAUGCAGGAAGGCCACCAGGAUGCCUUCGAGGUCCUCCUCAAUGCUGGCAUUCAAGCCGAGUUGAUCCUGGGUACAAUUGCAAGGAGAGAAAGUAAAAACGCCAAUAUUGAUCAAGAUUAUUUGGAAGACAGGGUAAGUUUUAGCGAAGAUAAGCUGAUGGACUCUAAUAGCAAGGCUGUCAUGAUGGCUUGGGAGAAGCCAUUGAUGGAGGCUCAUGCUAAAGCGAUUUGUUCAGGAGGUGGUCACAUACUAAAUAUUGGAUUCGGAAUGGGUCUUGUGGAUACAGCCAUCCAGCAAUAUGCACCUGUGACACACACCAUUGUCGAGGCCCAUCCAGAGGUUUAUGAACGCAUGCUUCAAACAGGUUGGGGGCAAAAGGAAAACGUGAAGAUAAUUUUUGGUCGCUGGCAAGAUGUUCUGACUCAGCUUGAAGCAUACGAUGGCAUUUUCUUUGACACCUAUGGAGAAUAUUAUGAAGACCUAAGAGAGUUCCAUCAGCAUCUUCCUGUGCUGUUGAAGCCUGGUGGAAUCUACUCAUUCUUCAAUGGCCUCUGCGGAAGUAACGCCUUUUUCCAUGUUGUUUACUGCCAUCUGGUUUCUCUUGAACUCGAGAAUUUGGGGUAUUCCACACAAUUAAUUCCAUUGCCUGUUAAGGAUUGCUUGGGAGCAGAAGUUUGGGAAGGUGUGAAACAAAAAUAUUGGCAACUCGAUACGUACUACCUUCCUGUCUGUCAGUCUUCGGUGGACUCUGAAUGAUGUUAAUUCUAUCUGUGUUUGCUGUUUUGAAUGAAAUUUUAAUUAGAAUAGGUUUGAAAUUCUCGCGUCUCUACUGGGGCACUUAGUUUAGAAUUAAUACUGCCGCCGACGGAGAACAAACAACUACACUGUAGCACUGAAGGAUUUUAUUUCAUUGGGCAUUUUAAUACGGGAUAUUAUACAUUAUUAAGAGAUAAA